Molecule: messenger RNA, 1598 nt
Organism: Diversispora eburnea
Lineage: Eukaryota; Fungi; Glomeromycota; Glomeromycetes; Diversisporales; Diversisporaceae
Source: the annotation of a GenBank genome assembly
UACAUCCAACACGAAUUCAAAGUGAGACAGAUAGAUGGAAAAGGAUUCGGUGCGAAGAAGGAUCACAAGAUUUAGAUAAAAUAUGUGAACAAGUAUUCCUUGAUAAUAGCAAGGAAGCCACAUCAGCCAUUAUUGAAACAAUGUUAGAAUUAAAAUGUUGUGCAAGAUGUAUAUUAAGAUAUUUAAAUGUAUUAGAUUAUGAUUUUUAUUUUGCAUCUGAAGAGACAUUAUUUAAUUUUAUUAAUAGAAUUCAAAAAGAAACAAUAAAAUCAAUUAAUACAAGGAUUAUUAAAUCUACAGAACAAUCUGAACAAUCUUUAAUAUUUUCAGAUACAACAUCCAAUAAUAAUAAUAAACCUAUAUGUGUUACUUGUUUGGAUCUUCUUUAUCAAGUAGAUACAUAUGAAUGUAUUUGGCCAAUAUAUCAAAGUAUUUUAGCACAUAAUUUUGAUGUUAAAGAUUUUAAUUUAUCAGUUUCCUUACCAUCAGGAAUUUUUGUAAAUAAUCAUUCAAUGUUGGUUUGGAUUAGAAAAACUUUUAAGGAUUUAAAAAUUGAAGAAGGAACAUUAAAAAAUCUAAUAGAUUUAAUAGAUUUAAAAGAAGUUUUUAAAUAUUUAUUGGGAAAAUCUAUAGAAAAGAAAACAGGAAUGAAAUAUAUCAAUCAUAGUGAAUUUAAUAUAUCUAUAGAAUUUAGUCAUUUUGAUACACAACAAAAUCAUAUGCUUUUGACAAGAAUUCCAUCAGCAAAUUUUGAAUUAAAAAAAACUAAAGUAAAGGGAAAAUCCGUUUGGGUAGGAGAUUCACGAUCAAAUAUUAUUAAUGCUUUGUCAAAGGUAUCAGAUGAUGAUUUUUUAAGAAUAUGCAAUUAUUGUCCACCACCUGUUAUUAGAGAAAGAUGGGAAAUUAAACCUCCAAUAUUAGAGCAUGAAGCAGUUUACGUUGGAGCUCCAACAUCAGUUUCUGAAUGUAUUGGAGAGAUAUUAAGAGAGAAAUUUAUGUGUGAUGAUUAUAUUUUUGUUCCAGCAGGUAGAGAAGAUGUUAAUGUACGUAUGUUAGGUACGGGAAGACCAUUUUUUAUUGAAAUAAUUAAUCCAAGAAAGCCAUAUAUAUUCCAAGAAAUUUUAAAUGAUGCACGAGAAGAAAUUAAUAAAAGAUAUAAAGAUUUAGUUCGAUGUGAAAGGUUGAAAAUGAUUGAUGAAAAGGAUUUAUCGAUAAUUAAAGAAGGAGAAGAAAAUAAAACCAAAACAUAUAGUGCAUUAGUUUGGAUUUCUAAAAAAGUCACACCUGAAAUAAUUGAAAAAAUUAAUAAACAUAAAGACGGAUUUAUUCUCGAGCAACAAACUCCAAUUCGUGUACUACAAAGACGUUCUUCAAUGAUAAGACUUAAAAAAAUUCAUUCUAUUUUUGCUGAAGAAAUGAAAGAAAAUGAUCAAAUUAUAAUUUUAAAAUUAAAAACUGAAGCUGGAACAUAUAUUAAAGAAUUUAUUCAUGGUGAUUUAGGUAGAACUAAACCAAGUUUAAAUGAUAUGAUCAAUUGUACCUCUGAUAUACUUGCUUUAGAUGUAUUAGAAGUGGAUUUAGAAUGGCCUAUCGAAUAA